AUGGCGCUGCCGGCGUUCGGUUUAAACUUGCUUCCCGAGGCUUGCCGUCUGCCUCUGUUCCACGCGGCCUUACUCCUGAGCCUCGGCCCCGAGAGUUUGCUGCAGGGCCUAUCGGCCGUCGCUCGACGGCCGCUCGAGUCCGAGUGCAAGUUCAGUGGGAGAGAAGUAACGCGGCUCAGGCGGGGGCGGGGCGCCCGCCCGCCGCGGGCGGCCGCGCCCGGGAUGAUCGACCUCGUGCUGAUCCAGUUCGCCCUCAGCGCGGUGGCCUUCCUGCUGCGCUUCAGCGAGGACUGCUGCGCCUCGUGGGCCUUCAGGUGCCGCGCGUGCCUGUCCUGCUGCUGCAGAUGUGCCGCCCCGCCGCGCAAGGGCCAGAGGGAGGAGCGGCUGCUGUGCAGGGUGCUGUCCUGGCUGAUGCCACGGUGGUACUGGGUCUACCUCAGCGGGCAGGCGGGGCUGCUCCUGCGGGAGGCCUUCGUGAUCAACACCAUGGUGCUUGACCCGCACCGGCCGGAGACUGGCUGGUGCUGGGAGGUCAUCGUGAGCAACGCCGCGUCGUGGAUCGUCCUGCUCGCAAACUGGGCGGAGGUGCGCCGUUUCGCGCUGGUGCGCAACAUGGACGUGCCCCACAAGCCCAUCGAUCAGGUGAUGGACAUGCUGCUGCUGCCCUCCAACUAUUGUUUUUUCUGCAACCUCAUCGUUCGCCUGAUCAGGCUGCAGUCUGGCAGCAGGUUCUCGCACGAGGAUACCCAGUCGCUUGCGCACACCGUUAUCGCCAGCGCGGAGCUGUGGGAGGCCUGGGCGCUGUGGUCAGUCCUGGAGCUCUUUGUCACUGUGGUGAACAGCAACGUGAGGCGAACUGUCACCGUGGAGCGCAGCCACGACGCGCACUACCUGGACACGAUCUCCGGCUACCAGAGGCUGAGCAUCCAAGGCGUGCAAGUGUGGGUCCUGAUGCUCUCAGGGGCGAUCACGUCGGAGGUCGUCGUGAAGGGCGUCGUGGCCCUGUACAUGCCGACGCUAUGCCACCAGGGGCUCUCGAUCUUCGAGGGGACGGGCUGCGAGUCCUGCGCGGAGUGGUACGACAAAAACAUCGGCACCGCGUCGAUGUGUGUGAUCUACCUCCUGUGCUCCUUCGCCAUCGCCUUCGUGAUGUACUUUGAGGAUGCGUUCAAGCACGGCUGCGGAUCUGCACGAUAUCCAGCCGUUUUGGAAGUUCUUGGGUGUCAAGAGUGUGGUAUCCAUAACAUUUUUCCAGUGGCUCGUUCUGACAUACGCGCUGGGCUUUGA
Prorocentrum cordatum is the source of this 1287-nucleotide messenger RNA. Lineage: Eukaryota; Dinophyceae; Prorocentrales; Prorocentraceae. The record is from the annotation of a GenBank genome assembly.